GUCGCGAACGCGCCACUGCCGCCGAGCAGAGUCACCCAGACGGCCCAAGUGGAAGAUUAAAAAACAAGCAGAUAACAGAAGACAGGAGUUAAAGAUCCAUGAGUGGACAUCGAUCAACAAGAAAACGAUGUGGGGACCCUCACCCGGAGUCCCCUGUGGGCUUCGGGCAUGUGAAUGCUACAGGAUGUGUAUUAAGUAAGUUGCUUCAGUUGCCUACCCCACCAUUGUCAAAACACCAGCUAAAGCGCCUAGAAGAACACAGAUACCAAAGUGCUGGACGAUCCUUGCUUGAACCCUUAAUGCAAGGUUACUGGGAAUGGCUAGUUGGAAGAGUUCCAUCCUGGAUUGCCCCAAAUCUCAUCACCAUCAUUGGACUAUCAAUAAACAUCUGUACAACAGUUUUGUUAAUAUACUAUUGUCCCACAGCUACAGAACAGGCACCUCUGUGGGCAUAUAUUGCCUGUGCAUGUGGCCUUUUCAUUUAUCAGUCUUUGGAUGCUAUAGAUGGAAAACAAGCAAGAAGAACCAACAGUAGCUCUCCUUUGGGAGAACUUUUUGACCAUGGCUGUGAUUCACUUUCUACAGUCUUCGUGGUUCUAGGAACCUGCAUUGCAGUACAGCUAGGAACCAACCCUGACUGGAUGUUCUUCUGUUGUUUUGCUGGGACUUUCAUGUUUUACUGUGCACACUGGCAAACGUAUGUUUCUGGAACAUUGCGAUUUGGAAUAUUCGAUGUUACAGAGUCCCAGACCUUAAUUAUAACAUGCCAGCUUCUCACAGGAACCCUGGGGCCCUGGUUCUGGAACUUCACGAUUCCAGUGCUGAAUAUUCAAAUGAAAAUUUUUCCAGCACUUUGUACAGUAGCAGGGACCAUAUUCUCCUGUACAAAUUACUUCCGUGUAAUCUUCACAGGUGGUGUUGGCAAAAAUGGAUCAACCAUAGCAGGAACAAGUGUCCUUUCUCCUUUUCUCCAUAUUGGAUCAGUGAUUACAUUAGCUGCAAUGAUCUACAAGAAGUCAGCUGUUCAACUCUUUGAAAAACAUCCCUGUCUUUAUAUACUGACAUUUGGUUUUGUAGCUGCUAAAAUCACUAACAAGCUUGUGGUUGCGCACAUGACCAAGAGUGAAAUGUGUCUGCAUGACACAGCCUUCAUAGGUCCUGCCCUUUUGUUUCUGGACCAGUACUUUAACAGCUUUAUUGAUGAAUAUAUUGUACUUUGGAUUGCUCUGGUAAGUGAUACACUUGUUUACCUCAUUAAGUAA
Gracilinanus agilis (Agile Gracile Mouse Opossum) is the source of this 1262-nucleotide messenger RNA. It is a transcript of the gene CEPT1, whose product is annotated as choline/ethanolamine phosphotransferase 1. Lineage: Eukaryota; Metazoa; Chordata; Mammalia; Didelphimorphia; Didelphidae. The transcript is spliced from 8 exons. The coding region runs from base 99 to 1262 and encodes 387 amino acids. The record is from RefSeq and is a predicted model, not a curated record. Gene Ontology annotation, molecular function: ethanolaminephosphotransferase activity; diacylglycerol cholinephosphotransferase activity. Gene Ontology annotation, cellular component: endoplasmic reticulum membrane; Golgi apparatus. Gene Ontology annotation, biological process: phosphatidylethanolamine biosynthetic process.